This is a messenger RNA of Orbicella faveolata, 3571 nucleotides long. RefSeq names its product kelch-like protein 23. Gene Ontology annotation, molecular function: protein binding. The record is from RefSeq and is a predicted model, not a curated record. NCBI's taxonomy places the organism in Eukaryota, Metazoa, Cnidaria, Anthozoa, Scleractinia, Merulinidae.
AUGGCGUGGCGCAAUACGGAAAUUUGGCAUUUUCGUGUUUUUUUACAGCCCAGUCUGAUCGAUCGAUAUUUAACGUCAAAUGAUAUCAAGUGAAGUAGUACUCUGCAACGUUGCUGAUCAUUGUUAUCUAAUGGAUGGGAAAUUACAAAUGAGAUUGAGACAUUUACUUGUGAAUCUGGCUCCCUGAAUUAUGCAAAGUGAAAAUGACCUUAACUGUGGACACCCUGCCCAUGUGCCGAGAAGAAGAUAUUGUUGUGUGCAGUGUGACUCGUAAGUCAGUUUUUGUGUAAAUCCUAACUCGUGUCGGUGUUGAUCCAAAUGGGUGGUGUACUGACAAAAUGCAGAUGUUCUUCUGCUGAAGAACAAGCAAACCCUUUAGAACCAAUAGAACAAAUAGAACCGUGCAAUGUGGAGAUAUCUGUGGCGACAAGUGAAGAGGAGAACAAUAUAGGAGACGUAGAAUCAAGAACGACACAGGAAAACAGUGAGGGUGCUGAAGAUACUGAAAAGGUUUUAUACCAACAUUUCUUGCUUGAAACACUUAACCGUUUCAGACAGGAUAGUGUUUUUACUGAUUUUACCAUUAGAGUGAAUGGCAAGGAUUUCCCCAUUCACAAAAAUGUACUGGCUGCGAGUUGUGGUUUCUUUAAGGAGUAUUUCUCUAAAAAUGAAAGCUCCCAAGCCGUCUGCCAUGAAUUAGCCAAAGUUGAGCCUGGUGUUAUGGAGAGUAUUCUCACUUUACUGUACACUGGAAUAUGUAAACUGGAUCAUCAAACUUCAACAACGAUGCUCCAGUCCUUGGAGAUUUUUGGUGUGCCGGAUUUAUUGGAACCAUUAAGGAAACAAAUGGCUUUGGCUUCGAAUAAUGCCGCCAGUGAUGAAAUACCUCCCAGAGUAAAAACAUUUAAUUCGCACUGUCAAGGAGCCCUAUUGUCCACACUGUUGGCAUUUCAGCGCGAUGGAUUGUUCUGUGAUCUUACUUUAACAACAGGGAGUGGCUUGGUGAUUCCAGUUCAUAAGAAUAUUCUGGCGGCUGUCAGCUGUUACUUCAAAGGACUUGUUCGGUCUGAAAUGAAAGAGGUUUAUGAAAGCAAUGUGGACUUUGCUGUUAUAGAUGAGGCAAUUAUAGAGGAGCUACUGAAUUUUCUUUACAGCGGGGAGAUUUCCAUCACUUUUGACAAUGUCAGGAGCUUGCUUCAAGCCAGUGAUUAUCUGCUGAUAGAGCGCUUGAAACGAAGGAUUAUUGAAUUUGUAAGAGAUUCUUUAAAGUUGUCCAAUUUUUGGCUCAUAUAUUCUCUGGUGAGAAGUUUUGAUUGCCUCGAUGAGGUUUACCAAGAAAUGUUAAAUUUGAUGUGUAACCACUUUUGGAGCAUUGCGCUCACAAGGGAUUUUCUUGACAUCACGGACCAAGACAUGAGAUGGUUUCUUUCAAAUGAUGAUAUUGUGGCAAGCGAGGCGCAAAUGUUAGAAUCGUUAAUUCGCUGGUACAAGCAUUCAAAGCAGGAGCGAGAAGAGUCAUUUAAGAGACUUCUCAAUCUCAUCCAUGUGGGUAUUAUUCCUGAUCUCUACCUGAAGAAACUGGCAAUUGAAGAAAAGAUGGAUGACUUGCUCCCCUUGUCUGGCUACAAGCUGAAAGAAGAAGUGUCAGCCGAAGAUGUGUGCAAGUCGGCGCAUUUCCACAACGUUGUGCUGUUUGGACUAACCCACAGACUGCAUUACACGUACUCCUACAAUCUGUGUUACUGGCUUCCGUUUGCAGGUCCUUGGUCUCUCAUUGCUCGCAUUCCUCAUAACAAGUCAAUGCUGGCGUAUGGUACCCCGCUGAUUUACACCAGCUCUGGACUUUACGUGCAGGUGCCAUGGAACAAUCCCAAGCUCGCUUUCCACAGGAAUCCUCUGACUGCGCGACAUUUCAUUCCAAACGCUGGUGUUGCACCAACCUGUGACAUAGAGCCUUCCGCACCCAUGACUUUUGAUUGCGCCGCUGUCACCAUGGGCCGGUAUAUCUAUUUGAUUGGCGGGAUGUCCAUGCAAGAGGUAGCGGAAGUGAAGACUGUUCAACGGUAUGACGUCGAAAAGCAGACCUGGGCGUCAGUCGCAGAUAUGUGCGAGCCGCGGUACGAACUCACAGCGGUUAACUACAAGGAUAAGUGUAUCUUUGUGUUUGGAGGCACUGAUGGCUCGGCUCACAGGGAGUGCUUGAAGAGUGUGGAAAAGUACGAUCCACAGCAAGACCGCUGGUCAUAUGUGAAGUCCAUGCACCAGCCUCGAUCCAGCGCUUUUGCGUUUGUCCACAAUGACAAGAUAUUUGUGAUUGGUGGAGAACGAGGUGAAGACAUCACCCCAACUGACUGCGAAGUCUACGAUCCAGUGACAGAUGACUGGCAGGUGAUCGCAAUCCAGGUAAGUAAGAUGUACACCUUCAAAGGAAACCCAGACGAAGGAUCUUUUCUUUAUCUCACUUCCGGCGGAAGCAGAGAGGAAGGAACAGCGCGUGGUGUGGAGAGUACGGAUGUGAGUGGACGAGCAGCACAACAAGAUUUGGCCAAGUUCGAAGAAGAGACGAUCACGCGACCUUAUGUGACAUGUAUCAAUGGAGUAAUAGCUGUCCUUGACUUUAGCACGUGUGCGGAUGGACUGUGCAAAGCAGACUUUUACUUUGUAGAUCCGGAUUCUGGUGAUUUUAGGACGUUGCAUUCGUUGUUCACUUGGCCCACUGACAUAUCGUAUGGCGCCAUUAUGCCUCUGAGCAGAAGAGACAUGAUCAAAGCGCUCAAAGAUUACUCAGCUGGCGACGUUUCCAAAAGUCAUUAACGAUCCGGCUUGAUUGAGAUUACACCCGCUGGCUGGUUCUCACGUCUUCCGGUGCCAUGCCAGAGGUGAGCCUGUUCACAGGCUACUUGACUUUUUAAAGUACCGUAACCUUUCAAUAAUAAGCCCGGAAAUUUUUCAAUUGCAUACAGAUACUCUUUUAGGAUUUCCAAAAUCCGAAGUGGUCUAAAAAUAACUUCAUAGGGAUUACCUUGGGAAUGAGGCCUUUAUUGGAGAUUAAUUCUCUUACCUUUCAUCCAAAGAACAGUGGAUGAAUUUAUAUAUAUUUUUAUUUAUUAUAGGGAUUUGCCCCAAAAAAUCUUGGUAAAUUAUUUUCGGGGGAGGGGAGUAUUUUUGAGGUUCCUGUCAUUGAAAUUUUAUGGUAACUGCUAGCAGAAAAUUCGAAUUUUUGCCGAGCUUACGGCGAUGUAAAUAUUUGCCGAGAUUGACUGAACCUGGAUAGUCUUGAAUCAUGCAGAUGGAUUCUUACCUUUAAACAGUACUAUAUGUUGUUUAAAAUUAAAGUAAGAAUCCGUUAUUUUUUUUCAACGCUUGAAACGACAGAAAAACAAAAGAAUUGCUAUUAAUCCUCGGACUGGAGACUGAGGUUAUGGGCCACGUUACCGCCAUUCUUGUUAAAGAGAGUUUUUAUUUCUGUGUAAAUAUAGCUUUUAAACCGCGCUGGCGUUUAGAGUGUCUGUCUUUUGUCAGUGUAAACAGGAUUUGCUCUGAUAAAGUCAAACUAAAAUCUGAAAUCUGA